This is a messenger RNA of Panicum hallii, 1506 nucleotides long. RefSeq names its product protein LOW PSII ACCUMULATION 3, chloroplastic. The transcript is spliced from 7 exons. NCBI's taxonomy places the organism in Eukaryota, Viridiplantae, Streptophyta, Magnoliopsida, Poales, Poaceae. The coding region runs from base 227 to 1198 and encodes 323 amino acids. The record is from RefSeq and is a predicted model, not a curated record.
UUAUGGGGUGUGAAUGAUCCUGUGACACACUGCCAAUUUUGCAUGUCUAUCUUAGUUGCUUUGCAAGUAUGUGUCUCUUUUUGGAGAACUCAACGGGGGACAAGACCCCCAAUAACUUUUCAUUUAUAAUUUGUGUCUCAAGUAUGCGAGCUUCACUUUUCAAACAAGGCAAGUUAUUUGAUAACGAUUUCUUUUAAAUAUACUACCGAUGCCAUUUAACUAUUAAAUGACAAACUUUUAUGGGGAUGUGUUUUGUCCAUUGGCCAGGUCCAUACGGCAGGUGUGGCUGGUUGUGGUCGUGCCCACUGACCAGGGUUCCAACCCUGGUAUUGCACCCAAAAAAAACCCCCUCGCUGUGCUCGCUGGCUUGUGGCUGUGGUGCGUCGCCGGUCCAGGCUACGGUGCAGUGCGCCGGCCUGGGUUACGGUAUACGCCGGCCCAAGUUCGGUUUGGCCUAUAUGGGCAUGGGCCAGGGUUCGGGGAUUUUUCUCGGCCGGGGUCAUACGGUCCCUUCUUAAUUGCAACGCCGUGGGGGUGGUUCUUCCCCCACCGGUCGAGUUUUUUUAGUGAUUUCAGGCUAAAGAAGCUGCUGAAUCAGCUCUUAAGGAUGGAAAACAGCUACUGGAAAUCGAGUUCCCUACAGCUGGACUACAAAGUGUGCCAGUUCUUUCCUGAGGCAAAUGAGGUUACUUUUGCAAGACAAUCAGCCUUUGAAGGAUGUUCACUGAAGCUAGAUUAUCUAACAAAACCAUCCUUAUUUGAAGAUUUUGGUUUUACAACAAAAGUGAAAAUGGCAGAUCGUGUCAGACCAGAAGAUGAGACAUUCCUUGUGGCUUAUCCUUACUUCAAUGUCAAUGAAAUGCUUGUGGUUGAAGAGCUUUACAAGGAUGCAGUUGUUGGGACCAACCGGAAAUUGAUAAUAUUCAAUGGAGAACUAGACCGAAUAAGAAGUGGAUACUACCCGUCAUUCUUCUACCCUAAACUUGCAGUGCUUUCCAAAACAUUUCUCCCGAAACUGGACGCAGUUUACUAUAUUCACAAUUUCAAGGGAGUCAAAGGGGGAACGCUUUUCAGGUGCUAUCCUGGACCUUGGAAGGUCCUGAGAAAAGCAACGUCUGGCAGCUACAUUUGCUUGCAUCAGCAAGAGGAAAUGCCUUCGUUGAAGGAAGUGGCCCUCGACAUCCUUCCUUCUGUAUAGCUAGGAUCUGUCAAAGAGUUACGUGUCAACAAAAAUGUUUACAAAAAAGAAGUCAUGUACUGUUAUCUGGACAGUGCUUUGUGGCUGCUUUUUCUUUGGUUCGACAUAGGAAGGUAGAAAAGAUACCAACACGCUCUGAUCUACAUUUUUCAACUGCUUUGGUUUAUACUUCUGCACUAAGAGAGUGGAAGGUGCUUACUUCUAAGUUGAACAUUGUCGCUAUGGAAUGGUGCCCAUUGAGCAUCGUGUUUUGUGUAGGGAGAUUGAGAACUACUGAACACAUCAUAUUUCCAUUUUUGUGUUUGCGA